UUUAGUGACGGACUGGUAGUAGACACAUACUUUACUUCUAAAGGAACUAAACAAAAACCGUUAGUGGUUGAAUGUUGCGUUCACAGACACGACGCAAUUGAAAUGAAAAGACGCAAAAAAGUGUUUUCCAAAGACGACUAAUUAAGGAUGCACUGGUUAUUGUUCCAAAAUAUAGGCCUGCUGGUUUGUUUCCACAGCUUCAUAUCAGCCUUUACACUGGAAACUAAAACUCUUAUAUUCGAUGCAUACUAUGAGUAUGUGUCUGAUCGGCUGGAAUGGAAAGAUGCAAAGGAACUGUGUAACCAGCGCUCUGGGGCCUUAGCCACUGUCUCCAGCUCAGUAGAGAUACAAGAGCUUUCCAGCUUUUUAUCAUCCUUGAAGAUCUCUCAUCCUGUGUGGAUUGCCAGGAAAGUCAAGACACAUCCAACAAGUUCCUCUGAGACCCUGAUCCUGGAGUUCAGAGGGCGCUCGGACAGCAAGCAUGCCCGUCUCCUGCACAAGUUCCCCUCCAUGAACUUAGUGACUGUUUGCACCCGUCUUUGCUUUGAUCCAAAUAGCUUUGGAAUUUCCACAAUUUUUUCUUAUUCCAUCCCGUCAUAUAUAAAUGAGUUCCAGCUCCGCGCGAACCUGAUCCAGGGCAAGCCUGUGCAGCUGGCUUUGCUGGUUCAUGGCAUUCAUGGACCAUACCAAGAAGCCUUCAAGCACGAUGACUCCUGGCACUCGGUGUGCGUUUCUUGGAGCCAGAUUGGUGGUAGCUGGGCUAUAUUCAUUGAUGGCCGGGCGAACUCUAGUGGAAAUGGCCUAAAUUCUGACAAAAUUGGCCCUGAUGGACUUUUCAUUCUGGGACAGGAGCAGGACACCUUUGGAGAUUCAUUUAAGAAGGAUGAGUCAUUCUCAGGGAGCAUCACAGAGCUGCACAUAUGGGAUCGGGUGCUGAGCAGCAGCGAAAUUGACACUAUGGAAAAACAGUGUUCACCCAUUUCCUCUGGGCUGGUGUUCAAGUGGAAUGGAGCAGCCAUGGAAAUAGCGACCUCCCUUACCAAGUUGUGGAGAGACGUCCCAUGUCAAAUCCCAGGAAACUUUAAACAGUGACGGACAAUUCGUUCUUGGAAUUCCCUCAAAGACGGACAUUCUUGGCAGAAUCAAACAUUCCACGUUGAGUUGUUGCCAAAAGUAUGGAGCCUUGAAUGAAUUGUGAUGUCUUUAAGCCCUUUCCAAAGUAUCGAGCUGCCGGGGCCGGCCAAAGUUAAAGCACCCAACAGGUGGC
Molecule: messenger RNA, 1267 nt
Organism: Notothenia coriiceps (black rockcod)
Lineage: Eukaryota; Metazoa; Chordata; Actinopteri; Perciformes; Nototheniidae
Product: probable G-protein coupled receptor 144
Exons: 6
Coding region: 148-1092 (314 amino acids)
Source: RefSeq, a predicted model, not a curated record